Haliotis rubra (blacklip abalone) is the source of this 1576-nucleotide messenger RNA. RefSeq lists its product as uncharacterized. Bases 71 to 1123 code for a protein of 350 amino acids. Lineage: Eukaryota; Metazoa; Mollusca; Gastropoda; Lepetellida; Haliotidae. The record is from RefSeq and is a predicted model, not a curated record. The transcript has 2 exons.
GGUCGUCCACGAGUCGGUGGCCUUGUCGACCAAGAGAACACUUUGAUACCAGACGCUUGACGCUACUAUAAUGAGACUGGUAUCAUCUCUUCAACCUGGGCUUGUCCUUGCUCUUGGUCUAUACCUUGUGCUGGCAGAAAAAGAAGAGGUGAAGGUUGGCAAGUCUGAUGUUACGUCUGUAGCAGUGAAGAGAUCCUUCGAUUCAAUCAACAGGGGCAGUGGCUUAAGUGGCUUCAUGAAGCGUGGAUUCGAUAAGAUAUCUCACAGCAGUGGGUUUUCGGCCUUCAACAAACGACCCUUUGAUUCAAUAUCCGGUUCAAGUGCUUUCUCUGACUUCGCUAAGAGACCGUUUGACUCCAUUGCUUCUGGUGGAGGAAUGGCAGGUUUUGCUAAGCGUCCAUUAGAUUCAAUUUCUGCCGGAAGUGGGCUAUCCGGAUUUGCCAAACGUCCCUUUGAUUCCAUAGCAGCUGGUAGUGGUAUAUCGGGGUUUGCAAAGCGAUCCUUUGACUCCAUAAAUGCGGGCAGUGGACUGUCGGGAUUUGCCAAGCGUCGAUUCGACAAAAUCGGGGGUGGAACUGGAAUUUCGGGAUUUGCUAAACGACCGUUCGACUCCAUUGCAUCUGGUAGAGGUAUGUCUGGAUUUGCUAAGCGUCCCUUCGACUCUAUCGCAGCAGGAAGCGAUCUCUCCGGUUUCGCUAAGAGACCAUUUGACUCCAUUGCCUCCGGGAGAGGUAUGGCAGGAUUUGCAAAACGUCCUUUCGACUCAAUUUCGUCAGGAGGCGGUAUGGCUGGCUUUGCGAAGAGGCCGUUUGAUUCCAUCAGCGCCGGAAGUGGGAUGUCAGGGUUUGUCAAGAAAUCUUUCGAUAAAAUUGCCCAUGGAGGUUUCGCAUCUUUCAACAAAAAGUCAGACAGUGAGGUAGAAAAACGACCAUUCGAUUCAAUCAGUCAGGGUGCUGGAAUGGCAGGCUUUGCCAAACGACCAUUCGAUUCGAUUGGUUCUGGAGGCUUCUCCACUUUCGUCAAGAAAGGCCUGGACUCAAUUUCACACUUCAGUGACAUGGAUGACUUCGGCAAGAGGUCUGUGGAUAAUGCUGUCGAAUCUGAGAGUGAUGAACGAAAAUGAAAGUUGAACAACAAUAAAGACACAUGCAAGGCUAACAUGAUCGUCCAGAAAAGAGUAUGCAUAUCAAAACGUUACUUUCGCACUGAAACCUUUAACUCCUUCUGACAUAUAUGAUAUGAAGAAGCCAUUAAUGACAGUGGCCCUACAUUUUGUACAUGAAAUUCAAGUUCACAUCCAAUUUGAGAAAGAAUGCUUGUGUAUCCUAUUGACUGCGUGCAUACUAAAAGGUAUUACACAUACAUGUACUAGGUCUGACAUACAAAUCAAACCACUGUAACUGUUGACACACGAAUAAUGUUUCUAUGAAGUGUACCAUUAAGACGCUUAACACUUUGUAUACAAACAGCCUUAAUCUUUUUGAAAGAGUUUAUAUCAAAAUUUAAAGGAAUAUAUUUUGUGUUGUUAGAUAUUUAUUUGUUAUGAACCGCUUCGGCAAUAAAGAGUUGAAGAGUG